Molecule: messenger RNA, 429 nt
Organism: Symbiodinium necroappetens
Lineage: Eukaryota; Dinophyceae; Suessiales; Symbiodiniaceae
Source: the annotation of a GenBank genome assembly
AUGCUUCAAUCGCCAGGUUGUCGAACAGACAAGAGGCUCUGUUAUGCCGCGGUCAAGUUUUACGAGAAGACGCGUCGCUGGAAGCAAGCGAUUGGUGUCCUGUGUGACAUGCACAUGUUUGGCUUGCGCCCCGACAUUGCCACACUCAAUGCUGUGUUCGUGGCUUGUGGCCAGAGCCGGCUUUGGUGUACAGCUUUGGAUUUGAUGCGGCAGAUGCCCCAACUCGUAGUGCAGAAAGACAUGGUAUCAUACGAUGCGCUGGUCACUGUACAGGGUCGCGAGACGUUUUGGCAGGGUGUGGUACAGCUACUUCUGCACUCCAGGCUUCGGCCGGACCGAGCUCUGCUUGGCAGAUCCAUCCAGAUCCUGGCCAGGGCCGACAAGCCCGAGAUGGCCCGUGCACUGUCAACGAGCGGAAGCAUUAGCUGA